This is a messenger RNA of Pedinophyceae sp. YPF-701, 1128 nucleotides long. Lineage: Eukaryota; Viridiplantae; Chlorophyta; Pedinophyceae. The record is from the annotation of a GenBank genome assembly.
AUGCCAGGGAUGCUGCGACAGAAGCUUCCCAAAAAGGCGCUGAGCAGUAAGGCUCUCGGGUCGAACAAGGCUGGGGCCACGUCAGCGGGACGAGGGCAGCCCAAACCGAAAAUGUCCAAUCCACGAACCCAGCCCGGAGCGGCUGGCAGGAAGAAGGACCGCUUGGUGGCUCUACCAGGCAGCGACGAAACCCACGAUAUGCGGGCGCACUCGGUGGAGCGUGAGCGAAUAUUUUUCGAGGAUGGCACGGAGAUCGCGGCGCCUGAGAUGCGGGGGCGCGUCAUGGUGUACUGCACGGCCGAGGAGUUCGACAUGAAAGAGCUCCAGAAACGGCACCGGGAGAUAUACAACGCUAGCACCCUGACAGUGUAUCCGGAGCUGCUUCAUGGAGGGCUCUCGGCAGAGCGGGUGGGGGGUGCUGUUGCGGACGUGUUUUAUUUCGACUACGGCGUGGUCGUGUUCUGGGGCCUCGUGCACGAGGAGGAGAUGGAGAUCCUGGACCGCGUGGUUCGCCCGAACUCGAUCGACCCGCUGCUGUCGAAGGACAUCGAAGUGGACGAGUUCGAGUACGUCUACUCGGUCACGGAGCGCCCGAAGGUGCAGAACGACGUCAUCACGCUCUCCGUGUCGAUGGCUGGGGAUGCCACGGUGAAGAUCAGCAUCGCACAUGCGCUCGCGCAGUCGCUCAAGCUGUGCAUCUACGAGAAGCGCGUCAGCCUCAUGGCAUCGGAGAGUAAGCAUCUGCCGGAAACCCUGGCCGAGUCCGGAUCCGUGGGGAUAUCGUCCCUCGAGAUUCACAAGCUGAUUGGGGAGCUCUUCAUCCACCGCUCGGCGGUCAAUCUCCUUUCGACCGUCCUGGACACCCCCGAGUUCUUUUGGGACGUGCCAGACGCGCUCCAGGGGCUGUACCGGAAGGUCUGCGAGUACCUCGAGCUGGACACCCGCGUGGAGAUCCUCAACGCACGCUGUCAGGUGCUCGGCGACUUGCUCCAGAUCCUGCGAGACCAGCAGAACUUCGCCCACGGAUCCAGGCUCGAGUGGAUCGUCAUUUGGCUCAUCGUCAUCGAGUGUUUCGUCGGGCUGCUCGAGGUCGCCUCGAUGCUCGGCUGGAUUGACUCGGCCGGGUGA